Sitophilus oryzae (rice weevil) is the source of this 2494-nucleotide messenger RNA. Its product is annotated as opsin, ultraviolet-sensitive-like. Gene Ontology annotation, biological process: G protein-coupled receptor signaling pathway. Gene Ontology annotation, cellular component: membrane. NCBI's taxonomy places the organism in Eukaryota, Metazoa, Arthropoda, Insecta, Coleoptera, Curculionidae. The record is from RefSeq and is a predicted model, not a curated record. The transcript is spliced from 5 exons. Bases 1 to 1137 code for a protein of 378 amino acids. Gene Ontology annotation, molecular function: G protein-coupled receptor activity.
AUGAUUUUCAAAAACAUAAAGUCUUUAAGGACUCCAGCCAACACCUUAUUAGUGAAUUUAGCUGUCAGUGAUGGUUUGAUGAUGUCAAAAAUGCCGAUAUUUAUUUAUAAUAGCUUUAACAGGGGACCUGCUCUUGGAGACUUAGCUUGUAGACUCUAUGGUUUUAUUGGUGGACUAAGCGGAACUGCGUCGAUAGUAACUCUAGCAGCCAUUUCAUUCGACAGAUAUUUUGUGAUUGCAUAUCCAUUGAGUAGAAAAUAUGCUGAUAUUCGUAUUAAAACAUCUGUGAUUGGAUCUUGGAUAUACGCUACUGUUUUUUCAUCAAUCCAACUUUUCGAUAUAGGAUUUGGCAAGUACCAAUACGAGGGAUAUUUAGUCAGUUGCAGUUUCGACUACCUAACUGACAACUCAGCUAUAAAAAUCUUCAUUAUCGUCUUUUGCGUCGCCGCUUGGGUUUUACCAUUUCAUUUGAUCACGUUUAGUUACAUAAAAAUUCUGCAGGUGGUGGUACAAAAGUCAUUUGGGUCACCAACUAAGAAAGAAUCGUUUAGACAUGUAAGGGAAGAAACCAGAAGAAAACAAGAAAUCAAACUAGCCCUAACCAUCCUAGCUAUGAUAUUUCUCUGGGUCUUCUCAUGGACGCCAUAUUCAGUAAUAUCUCUCUUAGGUAUAUCUGGUAACAAACACCUGAUAACACCAAUAUCCUCCAUGAUACCAGCUUUAUUUUGCAAAACGGCCAGUGCCAUCGAUCCAUACGUCUACGCUAUUUCCCAUCCAAAAUUCAGAGAACAAAUCCUAAAACUCUUUUCCAAAAAAGACACCAUGAAAAAACGUCAAAAAGUUUGGUAUUCUAGAAGUAGUAAACGAACUCAGGUACAGUCAAGGGAUACCAGUAUUGAUAAUGUCGAAGAAGAGUUUAUAGAUGUUGAGAUGCAUCGUUCGGAAGAAAAACGAAUAUGUUCUGGGAAAGGCAUGAAUGAAGAGGAGUUAAAACGUCACGAAUGUGACUUUGAACCACCAAACUCGUCGUAUAUGUUGUGCUUUAAGCCGAGUUUUAGUAAUAGGCCUUCUAGUUUGAGGAAAUUAUCGAGAAGAUUUUCAACGUUUAAUACACAAAAAUGUAGUGAAGUAGAGUAGUGUAAAUUGAUUAAACUCUUCUUCGGACGUAAUAAUCAGAAAAUGUAAUGUACAGGGUGAUUUAAACUUGGCAUCUUGGACUAUACUAGAAAAUAAAAAUAUAUAUCCUAAGUUGGUCCGUGAGUUAGAAAAAAUAGAUAAUAAAUUGUUUAAACAUAUAUUUCUAAUUUCAAUUAUUAUAACCAAGAGGUUUAGUUUUGUCACAAUUAGGAUUUAAAAAAAUUAUCUUCAAAGAAAUAGUUAACUAUAAGUUAGUUGUAUAACAAUAUAAGAUACCACUACACAUAACUGUAUCCUUAUUUACAUUUUUUGUAAUGAUAGAAGACGUCAUGUUUGAAUCACCCUAGGGUAUACUCAUUGUAUACUAUUGUGCCCCGCUGUGAAUUAAAUGUUAGGAAAAAUAUUUUAGAUGUUUUACUUUUAAAAGUAAAAUGAUUUUAUUGUAUUAGCGUUGAUUGAUAGACUUGGGAAGAUACGCAACCUAAUGGACUAAUUCGUUACAAGGCUGAUUUGAUUUCCCCCUACGUCUCAAGUGCUGUACGGUGGGGACACCAAUCGUUCUGCGGUCAACGCAUAAAACGCUUAUUUUCCGAAAGCAUUCCGAAGACGGUGUGGAGUGUGGACCUGAAAACGACAGUGUGGCCAUAUUAAAAUGAGUAAUAUCUGUAAUACGUUGGACGAAAAUAUCUUUGGAUGAAAAAUCCGCGUUUAUGUAUUGAAAGUUUAUUCGUGCUAAACAUAGGGUAAACAACAAAAAUAAAAAUUCGUUUUUAGGUACUGAAUAUGUUGUAUGAUCGAAAAAAGUGGUUUAGUAGGCUUGGAAUUGACUAUUAUAGACAUUUACUAUAAUAUUUUACAUAUCAAAUAACAGCGACCUUCAUUUCCAAACCAACUCUGGCACCGUCCUUUGUUUAAUCAUAUAGUAUUAUAUUAAAUUGUUUAAUGAUAGAAAAUCCAUAAAUCUACGGAUUAAUCGGUAGUUUUGGCAACACUGUAUCCGGCAACCACUCACUCUGUCGACUGGAAGCAGAACUACGCGCAGCGGCUACUACGAAUCAGCGCGCAGCGGCGCAGAGCUAAACUAAAUCUCGGAAUUCUCGGACAGGCUGAUGGUAACGCCAACUACAUCUCGGACAGGUAUUGUGUCACGAAAUCGCCCAUAAGGUUGUGCAUCUUUUUAUUUCUAGAGAAAGAAAAAUAUGGAGAAUGUUUUUAAACAUUUUGUACAUUCUUAUAUUUAAAAAUGAAUUUAGAACACAAAUGUAGUAUAAAGUAAGCUAAUUAAAUGUUCUCUAUAGAAAGGAAUUAUUAUGUUUAGUUAUGUAUUAUUUAUUUAUUAGAAUAACCUAUUUUGUAG